CCAACCCCGCCACCACCAACAUCCACCUCCACCACCACUACGCCAAAAAUGAAGAAAUACCUCGAAAUCGCCUGCUUCAACGCCCCCUCCGCUCUCAUCGCCGCCAGCGCGGGGGCAGACCGAAUUGAGCUCUGUGCGGACCGUUCGGUGGGGGGCACGACCCCGCUGCUCGCUGAUCUAGAGGCGAUCAAGGCGGAGGUUAAGAUUCCUGUUAUGGUUAUGAUUCGCCCGCGCGGAGGGGAUUUUAUUUAUAGUAACGAGGAGUUUACGCAGAUGGAGGAGGAUAUAGGGAGGUUUAGGGAGUUGGCUGAUGGAUUUGUCUUCGGGAUCUUGAAAGACGAAGAGGGGGUGACGGUGGUGGACAAGCAGAGGAAUUCGGAGUUGGUGGAGUUGGCGAGGCCCCUGCCGUGUACAUUCCAUCGCGCGGUCGACGCGACGUCUGAUUACCACGCCGCGAUCCGCGAGGUAGCAGCCUGUGGGUUCAAGGCGGUGUUGACGUCUGGGGGGAUCGAGGGGGAUGUGGUGGGGGGUUAUGGGAAUUUGCCUGAUUUUGGGGAAGGGGAGCUGGUGAUUAUGCCGGGGGGAGGAGUGAGGAGGGAGGUGCUGGAGGUGCUGGUGAGGGAGACAAGGUGUAGGUGGUUUCAUUCGUCGGGGAUUGUGGGGGAGGGGGAGGUGGUGAGCGGGGAGGAGGUUGGGGGGAUGAAGGAGGUUUUGGGGAGGUGA
Messenger RNA from Pseudogymnoascus verrucosus, 723 nucleotides. RefSeq lists its product as uncharacterized. Gene Ontology annotation, molecular function: copper ion binding. The record is from RefSeq and is a predicted model, not a curated record. The transcript has a single exon. Lineage: Eukaryota; Fungi; Ascomycota; Leotiomycetes; Thelebolales; Thelebolaceae. Bases 49 to 723 code for a protein of 224 amino acids.